AUGAUGAAAGGAGCUAAGAAACAACUGCUUCCAUCCAUUGAAACUCUGCCAAACGAGCUGCUAACAGAGGUGGUAGCUCAAGUUGGAUCUUCUGUAGUGACUGACCUAUUCAACUUGAAACAGACUUGUAAACAAUUGUACAGGGCUGGACUUGACACAGAAGUGCUUCGAAGGGUCUCAUUAGAAAAGCAACCGGCAAUUCCAUGGCGGGUUUCACCUGGGUAUCAUUCUUUCAUAAGACAGUGCGAAGAGAAUGGUAACCCAGAAGCCCAGUUCAAGCAAGGAAUGGUGGAAUAUUUUAGUAGAAAGGAAUAUGAGUCAGGGGUUGAGUUACUGAAGAAAGCAACUUAUCUUGGACAUGAAGUAGCUGCAUACAUGCUCGGAUUAAUCCUCUUGUGCACUAAUUACCCACUAAAAGAUCAAGCUUUAGAAAUUCUGAAAAAAGUUCUCCAAGGAUGUUCACCAUCUUCAUCAACAAAGCUUAUAAAAUGUCGUAAACGAUCGCGGGAGAUAAUCUGGGGAAUGUGGACUACUCCUGCUACUCUCCCAACACCACCUGAACCCAUCUGUACCAGUUCAGUCUGCAAUAAGAGAAAUGGCUCUUCUAGGUGGUUAUCAAUGAUGAAGAACUUCCAAAGUGUGAAGCUUGUAAAUGGACUUGGGAAAUUGUUUUGA
Molecule: messenger RNA, 675 nt
Organism: Telopea speciosissima
Lineage: Eukaryota; Viridiplantae; Streptophyta; Magnoliopsida; Proteales; Proteaceae
Product: putative F-box protein At1g67623
Exons: 1
Coding region: 1-675 (224 amino acids)
Molecular function (GO): protein binding
Source: RefSeq, a predicted model, not a curated record